Molecule: messenger RNA, 505 nt
Organism: Musca domestica (house fly)
Lineage: Eukaryota; Metazoa; Arthropoda; Insecta; Diptera; Muscidae
Product: cuticle protein-like
Exons: 3
Coding region: 1-426 (141 amino acids)
Source: RefSeq, a predicted model, not a curated record
AUGUUCAAAUUUGUCGUUGUAAUUUUCGCCAUCAUUGCUUGCGCCGCUGCCAAGCCCGGUUUAAUUGGUGCUCCUUUGGCUUACACCGCCCCCGCUGCUCCUGGUUUGGUUGGUGCUCCUUUGGCCUACACCGCUCCCGCUGCUGUUGUUGCUGCUGCCCCAGCUCCAUUUGUCACUGCCACCAGCAGCCAAUACGUUGCCCGUAACUACAACGGCAUUGCCACCGCUCCAGUUGUUGCUCCUGUUGCCGCCCCUGUUGUAUCCAAGACAUUCGCUGCUCCCCUUGUUGCCAAGACUUUCGCUGCUCCAGUUGCCGCUGCCUACUCUGCCCCUGUUGUUGCCAAAUACGCCGCCACCUAUGCUGCUCCUUUCGCAUACUCUGCCCCCUUGACCUAUGCUGCUGCUCCAGCUCCAGUUUUGUUGUAAAAACUUUGAGACUUCUUUCGAUUUGCCAUAUGUAGGAAAUAAACGACUUAUUUAAAUCUUAUAAAAACAGAGUUUAUUA